This is a messenger RNA of Prosopis cineraria, 1435 nucleotides long. Its product is annotated as cystinosin homolog. The coding region runs from base 329 to 1168 and encodes 279 amino acids. Gene Ontology annotation, cellular component: vacuolar membrane. Gene Ontology annotation, biological process: L-cystine transport. Lineage: Eukaryota; Viridiplantae; Streptophyta; Magnoliopsida; Fabales; Fabaceae. The transcript is spliced from 8 exons. The record is from RefSeq and is a predicted model, not a curated record. Gene Ontology annotation, molecular function: L-cystine transmembrane transporter activity.
ACCUCUGCUAUUGGUAGUAUAAAUAAAAGCGAACUGCUUUUCAUGCCCGGCAAUUCAGUCGAUGGCUGAGUCCUCGUCCACUGGUCAUCAUCUUCUUGUGUGAAUGACAGUGAAAAUUACGUUGCUUGGAAUUUGGGAAAGGAUCUGGUUUUCGGUUUUCCUUGUGGAGGCCCAUUAGUCAAGCAUCAAGAAAAGUUAUUUAUAUAUAGGAGAGCAAGCCCUUCACGUCAGCACGUAGUCCUUAAGAUUGAGUCGAAGGGGACGCCUGUAUCUCCGAGAUUCUUGUUCUUCUUCUCCGGCGAAGGAACGGGAAAGUGCAGAGCGAGACAUGGCUUCCUGGAAUUCAGUUCCACUCGAACUCGCGUACCAAGCAUUGGGUUGGUUCGCUUUUUCCUGCUGGUCCAUCAGCUUCUACCCUCAAGUCUUCUUGAAUUUUCGCAGGAAAAGUGUUGUGGGGCUCAACUUUGAUUUCGUGCUGUUGAAUCUGACAAAGCACUCUUCCUAUCUCAUCCACAACGCCUCUAUGUACUUCAGUUCCGCUGUUCAGAAGCAGUAUAUUGAGGAAUACGGUUCUGGAGAGAUGCUACCUGUGGCGGCAAAUGAUGUUGCUUUCUCCGCCCAUGCUGUGCUAUUGACUGCAGUUACCUUGUUCCAAAUUCUAAUCUACGACCGUGGAACUCAGAAAAUCUCCAAACUUGCCAUUGGAAUUGUCUCUGUAGUAUGGCUUACUGCUGCAGUUUGUUUCUUCUUGGCUUUGCCUACGCGCUCCUGGCUUUGGCUUCUCACUGUAUUCAACACGAUUCAAGUAUGUAUGACAAUUCUAAAAUAUAUUCCUCAGGCAAUCAUGAACUUCAUGAGAAAAAGUACGGACGGCUUCAGCAUUUCUAACAUUCUACUCGAUCUUUCUGGAGGCAUGGCAAACUACGGGCAGAUGGUUGUGCAGUCCAUGGAUCAAGGUUCCUGGAACAACUUCUAUGGGAACAUAGGAAAAAUGAUGUUGUCUCUGGUGACUGUAUUCUUUGACACAUUUUUCAUCUGUCAGCAUUUCGUUUUGUACCCUGCCAAGAAAACUUACAAAACUGUGGCGGAUCCUGAGAAAUCUGAGGAGGAAAUCAAAGUGCAUCUCAUGCAGUGUUCCGAUGAACCGCCGGUGGUGGCGAAUGUAUAGAGCUUGGUAUACUGGAGAAUUGUUUGUGCAAAGCCUUCCAUUGGAAAUCCAGGAUGGUUGUUUACAUUAUUAUUCCAUACAACAGCAGAAACAUCAAUUUGGGUCUGCUAGUUAUUGAAUGAAUGGUGUAUAUUUUUAAAAGAAUGAUCCCUAUUCCUCAUAGUAUGAAUGCUGUAUAUUUUCAAGCAUCAUCCCCCGUGAUUGUUACAGUGUUUGUAUCAUAAUGCAUCACUAUCGACCAAAUGAAAUGGUUAUUCUUUUGUUGUC